AUGGCUCAUUCAUGCCUGAUUGGAAGAGAGCUGAACCUUCUAAAUGUUCCAGAACAAACAGCAGGCUUAGCAUGUCUGGAUCUGGGGAAGAAGGUCAUUGUUCCUCAAGGCCUAAUGAUGGAGGAGCUCAAACUGUUGUCCAACAAAGUAUCUAGAAUGUUUCAGGAAAAACUUAAAAGAUUGGAGAUGUUCAUUUUGGAAAAUUGUGUGUGUGUUUGUGAUGUUUCACUAAAAUAUAAUACCUUGCUCCUCUGGUUUGUGCAGAAGAGCCGAAACCCGGCCAUUACAGCGGGUAGUUCAGUGUUGUGGCAGGAGGGACACAACUUCUGGUUCCCUCUAUCAGGGUACAGGGUGUCCUUUGAAAAAGACACAGCGGAGACCACACCCUUCCCGGGCAAUUGUGUGGAAAUAUGUCACAUGGUCUUACCGAGUCUUGUCAUGGCGACCGGUGGAAGUGGGGACGCUGUGAAGACACGGGUCUACCAUCAGGGAGACCCUCUUAGACUAACCUCUUCAAGGCCAGAACACCACAAAAGAGGACAUGGAAGAGAGCACCUCACUUCUGAAGUCUACAUCCCACAGCCUGGAAAGAACACCCUGGUCACCACACUCAAACACACAGUAGCGAAGAAAAGAAACCCAAGUUUGCUUGCACCAGGUUACGGUAGGCCUUUGAGAGAGGUUCCUCCUGAGAAGUUCAAUGUCACCGAGAUCCCAAAGUCUUAUCAAUCACCCUGGGAGAAAGAGCCCAUUGAAAGCAGGAUGCUACUGGCUAAUAUCAGCGUUCUGCCUGCCUGAGCAACCUUACAAACUCACCCAUGUACAAAAAUACUGCACCCACAGAUCUGUGGCCUACCAGUUAGCACACAUCCUCUAGACAUGUUAAGUUCAAGUCUAGCUUCAAUUUAGAAACAACAUGAAUGAAUGGUAACACAGCUGAUGAAACAAUAUACAAUUUCUGCACCACUAGCGUCAUCAAACAGAAUUGCAAAAUGAAUGUUUUUAAACACAUUUCCUCAAGACUCCCCCCAUCUGCUAUUGGUCGAACAAACAUUUAAUCCCACUACCCAUGUACACAAUUAGUUGAACCUGUGUUGCUGUGCUGGGGGAUGCUCAAAUGUGAGUUGCUUUUUUUUUUUAAAGUUGUUUCUUCAAAUUAAGAUGGGCUCGAAUGAAGUAUCUGACAAUCAAAAAUUACACACUUAAUCUUUAAACCAAUUAACGCCUCUUUGCAUGUCUGGCACAGGAAUUCUACCUACUAUAAACUGCCAGUUUUAAGGUUAGGCCUUAACGUGGAAUUUGCGGCUUAGGUUAUAAAACCCUCGCUCUUAUCCCGGCUUAUGUAUCAGUGUGUGGGGGAACAAAACAAGACAGACAGUUCCACUUAACAAUUAUGUAAAUUCAGACUUUUCUUUGGCAAUGAAAUGGAACAAAAUAAAUAAAAAAACAAUCAUUAUCAUUCUAUACAGAACUGCUAUGCUGUUUGGUGGGACAGCAAGAACUGUGAGGACUCUGCCACUACCUGGCUUUGAGUAGCUGCAAGCUCACACCAAGCCAAUAUGUGAGGGAUAAACAGCCUGAGCUAUUAAUUUAAAGGACUAGUUCACCCAAAAAUGAAAAUUCUCUCAUAGUUUACUCACCCUCAUGCAUCACAGAUGUGUAUGAGUUUCUUUCAUCUGCUGAACUCAGAGAAAGAUUUUUGAAGAAUUUCUCAGCUCUUUUGAAUUUCUCAGCUCUUACAAUGCAAGAGAAUGGUUGCCAAAAUUUUAAGGCUCCAAAAAUCACAUCAGCAUAUAAGUAAUUCAUAAAAUUCCAGUGGUUAAAUUAAUAUCUUCAGAAGCUAUAUUGAUAGGUGAGGUAACUUUCACAUUCUUCUUGUUUUUCGUGAAUCGAUUUCUUCAUGCAUACCGCCCCCUGCUGUGCAGGUAGAAGAUUUUCAAGCAAAAAAAAGGACUUGCACAUUGAUCUGUUUCUCACCCACACCUAUUAUAACCCUUCCGAAAAUAUGGGUUUAAACACUGGAGUCAAAACAAGUAAAGAAAAGGCAGUCAGUCACACCUGGGAUGGCACUAGGGUGAGUAUUGAUAAGAGAAUCUUAAUUUUUGGGUGAACUAUCCCUUUAAGGUGCGAACUGAGCCAUUGUGAACAAUCAAAUGGCAAAUAAUGUUAAAGUUAAUAUACAGCUCUGGAAAAAAAAAUUAAGAGGCCACUGCAAAAUUAUUGGUUUCUCUGGAUGUACUAUUGAUAGGUAUGUGUUUGAAUAAAAAUGAAAAUGUUUGUUUUUCUAUAAAGUACUGACAACAUUUCUCCCAAAUAAAACUACUGUCAUUUAGAGCAAAUUAUUGCAUCUUCUUUGAUAGUUUGACCAGUUGUAAUUUUCUGCAGUGUUUUCAGACCUUGAAUAAUGCAAAGAAAACUAGUUCAUAUUCAUUUAUAAAAAACACAAUACUAAUGAUUUAACUUGGGAAGAGUUCAGAAAUCAAUAUUUGUGGAAUAACCCUGAUUUUCAAUCACAGCUUUAAUGCAUCUUGCUUGCUCUUUACCAGUCUUUCACAUUGCUGUUGGUUGACUUUAUGCCAUUCCUGGUGCAAAAAUGUAAGCAGCUAAGCUUUGUUUAAUGCCUUGUGGCCAUCCAUUUUCCUCUUUUAUAAAUAUCUUUUUUGAUAUUUUGACCAGUUGUCAUUUUCUGAAAAUAAUCUAAAUUACAAUAUUUUUAUUUGGAAUUUGUUUGAAAUGAUAAUUAAACACAUAUAAUUAUGAUAAUUUUGCAGUGGUCUCUUAAUUUUUUAUUUCCAGAGCCAAAUAUUGUCUUUUAACAUGCUAUGACACUGUUAUGUACUGUUUACUUGCUUACAAAUAAUAAUUACUUAAUUAUGCCACAAUUCAAAAUGUGAAUUGGAUUUAAUGUAACCACAAACCAGACAGCUGUACAUUAGGAAAAAAAAGACAGUUUAGGGCUGCGUUUCCCAAAAGAAUUGCAAGCUUAAGUUUCUUUGAUUCUAUAUUUCUACGAUCUACUUAAGACUAUAUUGCUUAGGAAACACAGCCCAGGACAACACGUUGUUCUUUAUAUUUAUAAAAGCAGAUACAUGCUAAAACAUACAAGGAUGGACACUGGUGCAGAAUGCUAAAUGAACCUUGGAAUAUUUCAGAGGUUUAGGACAAUAAAGUGUCAAAAACUGAAAUUAAGCAUUCAGACUGGUGAAA
Molecule: messenger RNA, 3207 nt
Organism: Xyrauchen texanus (razorback sucker)
Lineage: Eukaryota; Metazoa; Chordata; Actinopteri; Cypriniformes; Catostomidae
Exons: 6
Coding region: 1-798 (265 amino acids)
Cellular component (GO): actin cytoskeleton; Z disc
Molecular function (GO): telethonin binding; actin binding; FATZ binding
Source: RefSeq, a predicted model, not a curated record